Phymastichus coffea is the source of this 2400-nucleotide messenger RNA. It is a transcript of the gene Shc, whose product is annotated as SHC-transforming protein 1. Gene Ontology annotation, biological process: cell surface receptor protein tyrosine kinase signaling pathway; intracellular signal transduction. The record is from RefSeq and is a predicted model, not a curated record. Lineage: Eukaryota; Metazoa; Arthropoda; Insecta; Hymenoptera; Eulophidae. Gene Ontology annotation, cellular component: plasma membrane. The transcript is spliced from 12 exons. Gene Ontology annotation, molecular function: receptor tyrosine kinase binding. Bases 651 to 1979 code for a protein of 442 amino acids.
UCGAAUAUUUUCAUUGAUUAUAAUAUUUUAUAGACUUUUAAAACAGUUUUCAAACGGAACUUGACACAAUUUUUAAAUAGUUGUUUUGCACUAAAAAAUAUUCUGCUAAAUAAAGCAACGUUUACAUAGUCAUACUCAGUAACCAAUCAGGAAAUCAGUUAGCUAUAUUGUUAUUCCUCAUAAGGUUAUGUUUGCUACAACAUCUGUGUAGAGAUAGCCUGCGGCUCUCAGGCUGCAAUAUGGCAGUUCUAAUUCUGGAUAAAGUUUAAUGAAAUCAUCGAAAUUCGCUGAGCUUGUAACGCUCGGGAUUUUAAAGUUAAUCAGUUGGAAUCAUUUUAUCGGUAUGAAGCAUGCGAGACCAUCCAAAAACUAAAAAAAAAAUGUAAAAUCAGAAUAGAACAAUAAAGUGUAGUAUUUAUUGUGUUAAGCAAAGUACAAAAUAAAAAGCGCAUAAUUGAAACUGCAUUCCGAUUGUAUUACUCGAGUAGCAUGACGUAUACGUCCCUCCAAUGCUCCUAUAUAUGUUAAUUAUAAAAAUUAAGAACAUAUCCUAAUUUUUUAAAGAAAUAUUAUUGUCAAAGGGAUAUUUAGCUGAUGUUCUAAUUAUAAUUUGUCUCUGGUUGAAGAAAAAAGGUGAUAUAAGUAUUACAAUGGCAACUGGUGGUGGUAGUUUUAUUAAUAAACCUGCAAGAGGUUGGUUGCACCCUGACCACCUUGUUAGCAAAGAAGGAAUUACCUAUGCAGUUCGUUAUAUUGGGUGCUUGGAAGUUAACACAUCAAUGAAAAGUUUGGAUUUUGAAACCAGAUCAUGUGUAGCAAAAGAAUGUAUAAAUAGAGUUUGUGAAGCUGCUGGAUUAAAGUCUGCAGAUAAAAAAAGACGAGUUGAUCGAAAAGUUUUAAGGGCAAUCGCAGAUAAACCAUGCAUGGACCAUGCAGGAACAAAUAUAAAUUUAACAAUUAGUAGUACUAGUCUUAUAUUAACUGUUUUAGAAACUGGACAGGUUAUUGCAAAACAUGAAAUGCCACGCAUUUCGUUUGCUUCUGGAGGAGAUACUGAAAUUUUAGACUUUGUGGCUUAUGUUGCAAAAAAUUCUCAAGACUGGAGGGCUUGCUAUGUUUUGGAAUGUGGAGGUGGCUUAGCACAAGAUGUCAUAUCUACCAUAGGACAAGCUUUUGAACUGAGAUUCAAAGAGUUCCUUACAAAACCCUCUUCUUUACAUUCUUCGCUCAAUGGAUGCCUAAGAGAAGCUGAUCGAGAUUAUUACAAUGACCUACCAGGCAAAGUACCACCAGAUAUUGGACCACCUCCAGUACCACCUUUACCAAUUUGUUCAUCAACUUCACCAAACUUGAGACGUGCAAAUACAGCCAAUGCAGGAGCCACUUCUAGCAGCAUCCAGAGUAUUCCUCUUCCAGAUCCAUUAGGGAAAAAUGCAAAACCAUUACAUCAAUCGCCGGAAACUGGUAAUUUGAUAGAUUUAAGUUCAGAUGGUGGACUUAUACCAAAUACAAAUCAGGAACAUAAUUAUGUUAAUGAUACGGUAAUAGCAGCAAGUCGUGAAAAUCGACGUGAGCCUACAACAUUUUUUGACGCAUUCGACAUGCAGCCAUUCAGUACAGCCAUAUCAGAACUGAAUAAACUGAGUCCACAACUACAGAAGCAGCAAUUGAAACAAGAGAUUUGGUAUCACGGUAGUGUCAGUCGCUCAGAGGCAGAAUCUAUGUUAACCCGAGAUGGAGAUUUUUUAGUUCGUGAAUCGCAGGGUUCCCCAGGACAAUAUGUUCUUACAGGAAUGAAUAAUGCGAUUCCAAAGCAUUUGUUACUGAUUGAUCCUGAAGGAGUUGUAAGGACCAAGGAUCGUGUAUUCGACAGCGUCAAUCACCUUGUUAAUCAUCACUGCGACAACGCACUUCCAAUUAUUUCAGCAGAUAGUGCUCUCGUUCUUCGAUAUCCUGUGCCGAGACGUACAUCGUGUUAACUCUUUAAUACAUAUAAAGUUUAUUUCAAUAGAUUUUUUACAGUAGCAAAAAUUCAAUCAAUCAAGUUAAAAAAAAUAUAUCUCAAGUAUGUUGCUUACUUACGAUACUUUUGUAUAUAAUACCUUUGUAGUAUGUUCUUGUUAAACUCAUAACGUAUAAUGUAAAUGCACAAGUAUUUAACGUCGAGAAUCUAAUUUAAAAGAUUAAAUUCGUUUUAUGCGUUGACAAGAUUUACCGAAAUUUUUCAACUUGAUUAUAAUGAAAUAAAUUUGAAAUUUUAUAUUUUUAUAAACAAUCGAUCGAAUUCCAUUGCGUACUACUUUUCGCGAAUAUAUAUAAAAUCGAUAAACGUAAUUUUUAAUUAUUCAUUUAACAAUUUUUUAAAUUUGAUGUAACUCAUGUUUUCUCUGUAAAUUUUAU